AUGGCCUAUCAACUUGAGCUUAUAAGGUUAAUCAAUUUCGAUAUUACUCCUUGCUUUACCGACAAUCGACAGAUUCACGCUUAUUAUGCCGUUGGUAAAGAAAAUACUUCGGACUAUAGAUUUUUUAUUCGAUCCUUAGUUCGUCCUGCAAGGUUGCGAAAUAGCACUGCAAUCAUUUGUAAAUUUCAUUACAACAUUUGUGUUAGAACCAAACAAGUUGAGGAAGCUGUUAAAGGCUUUAUUGAUCGGCACGGCAAAAGAUUAUGGAGAUUGCGUCUGACCGGAUCCGAAGUUCGUUUCAAAGUUGAAGACCCUACAUUAGGAACAAGUUAUCCUUUACGUGUCAUCAUUAAUAAUGUCUCCAGGUAUGUUGUUAAAGUAGAAACUUAUCAGGAGACUCAUUUGAUGGGUACCGAAUUAUUUCGCCAAGCUAUUAGAAUACUAUGGAAUCGUGCAUCUCAUCAUAGUUCAAACCUUAAAUAUUCUAGUGAUGUUUUGGAAGCCAAUGAAAUUGUGCUUGACGAGAAUAAUAAUUUACGAGAAGUGGAGAGAGCUUCUGAACGAAUUCAUUUGGUAUGGUUGCAAAUAUCUUUACUCUUUUUACCCGAAUAUCCCAAAGGUAAAAAGAUUAUCGUGAUUGCAAAUGAUAUCACAUAUCACACACAUUGGUUCUUUUGGUCCUUUAGAAGAUCAAUUUUUGGAAUACCUAGAGCAUAUUUGUCAAGGAUUGGAUUGGCGGGAGAAGUUAUGAAUCAUUUUAACGUUGCAUUGAUUGAUAAAGGAAAUCCAAGUAAAUAUAUCGAAUAUCUUUAUCUUGAUUUGGAGACAUAUAAGCAAUUACAUCAAAAUGGAAGGAAAUCCGUUAUCGCGGAAAGGAAAGAAACACGUCAUAAAAUCACCAAUAUUAUUGGAUCAAAAGAUGGGCUUGGUGUUGAAUGUUUAAAGGGUUCAGGAUUAAUCGCUUGGAUAGCAUCGCACAAUAACGUAUUGGAGCUAAGAAAUCUACAACUUGGAGGCACGCAAAUUAUGUUUAAGAAUGUAGUUUCAUAUCUGACUGCACAAAAUGAUUUGGAGGGUAUUACAAAGAUUAUGCAAUGGCUUUAUUACGUCCAGCAGUUGGCCUUACGAUCCAAGAUAGUUAAUUGCGGGCAAAUUACCCUUAAUGAUUCGUGUAUUUUCAGGUGGUCAAAGGGACAUGAUUCUAAAAUAUGUAUCUUAUAUCGUGGAUGCACUUACCAACUACAAGCAAUCUGUAUUUGUUUGUAUUGUUCAAACGGAGAACUUCGUGGUGGUGAUUGGGUUGUAAUAGAUCCUACCAUUAACGAUGAUAUGAUGGAAAUGUACGCCGAUGAAAAAUCAAGAGCUGGAGUACUUGAACCCGAAGGAAUUGUAGAAAUCAAAUUCAGAAAGCCACAAUUGCUCGCAACAAUAGAAAAUUUGGAUGCAAGGGAACAAGAAUUAUUACCGAUAUAUUCACGAAUGGCGAUUCAAUUUGCAGAUUUACAUGAUACACCAGGAAGAAUGAAAUCCAAAGAAAUGAUAAGAAAAUUGUUAGAAUGGAAGGAAUCUAGAAGAUUCUUUUAUGUGUUUGGAGAAGGUUACAUGAAGAGUACAUAUUUAGAGAUUUGA
Molecule: messenger RNA, 1629 nt
Organism: Funneliformis geosporum
Lineage: Eukaryota; Fungi; Glomeromycota; Glomeromycetes; Glomerales; Glomeraceae
Source: the annotation of a GenBank genome assembly